This is a messenger RNA of Osmerus eperlanus (European smelt), 1964 nucleotides long. RefSeq lists its product as uncharacterized. The record is from RefSeq and is a predicted model, not a curated record. NCBI's taxonomy places the organism in Eukaryota, Metazoa, Chordata, Actinopteri, Osmeriformes, Osmeridae. Bases 1296 to 1931 code for a protein of 211 amino acids. The transcript has 7 exons.
ACUGAUGGGUCAGAAUGACCCGAAGAUAACACAAGGGUUAAGUAACAUCAAAACAUAGAAGUAAGAACCGCUUGCGUCAGGGGCUGGGGGCGGGGUUACCGUGACCAACAAGACGAAAAGAAUCCUUGAGGACUCGUUACUUAUGAGCAGGCUCAAACGUAAUUCACGAGCGCAGAAUUCCGACGGAAUUUCAAAUAGAAUGCAUUGGUCUGAGGCAAAAUUUUAAUAAACGUGUCAACUCAUAUUACGUCUUUUGAAAUAUUUAACCUGUAAACAGAGCCCAUUGCCACCAGGGGGGUAUUCGUCGUAGCUCGCUAAGCGGUUUAGAGAGCUAAUUUUCAGGCUAAGAUAAAAAACGCCCCUCUUUUUAGUUUGUGGAAGCAACUUUCGAUAAAUCACCAUAGUAACAUCAAUUAGCACUAACCUGCUCUAGGGCCCCGUUCGUCGUAAGGGUUGAAGCUAAGUUAAUCAAUUGUCCCUUUAGCCCGUUAACAUUAGCGAGAUGAGUGAGAACAGCAAAUAUCGGUUCGUCAACGGCUGAUCCGCAUCCAAAUCAUGUGGUUAAUUUCAAUCAGGCUAAACUUAUCAGGGAAAUUGCACGUGCACGUCCUACUUCAAAAGGCAGGAAAGGUCGAUCCCCAAAACCGUGAUUUUCUAACGGUAUUAUGGCGGAAAUGACAAACGUUAAAGAGAGAGCGGUGACAUUCUCGCCAUCGGAGCAAACGAUAAUAAUGAGUCUCUACGACGACUAUAAAGAAAUAAUAAUGGCUAAGUCAAACACCGCCACUGCUGCCAGAGCAAGACAGGCAGCUUGGCAAAAAAUUGCCAAUAAGCUAAAUGCGUAAGUUUUGGGGAAAUGUAUAGGCUCAUCUUAAGUGCCUCAUUAACCCAAUCAGAUCACAUUUCUUUAAAUGUGCCUGCUGGCAGUAGGCUUAAUGGAAAUUAAUCAUCGAAUGAGAUCUUGCUAGCGAAAAUAAUGAUCUCAACUCUUACAGAAUAAGUAGGCCUAGAUAAAACCAAGGCCAAAGAGUAUCUAAUUGAUACGAAUUCAUAGACACUUAUGAUGAUGUAUGUACUGAAAGCGCUUAUUUAUCAUGUACUAUAUAUGUGCAUAUGCAUGCAUGUGUAGAUGACCAUAUAGAAGUAUGAGUUUGAAUAUGCAUGUGCAAAUCUGUGUAUGGGCGGAUCACAGUAUGUAUGUAGGCUAUGUAUUAUUCAAUCAAUUGAAGCAGUGAAAAGAAACUGUGUUAGAUUCUCUCCGUAUCAUGAGUCCACUUUAAUAAUUUCCAACAAUAAUGAUAUGGUAUGGUGUACUAAUAACACUGUCAUAUAAUUAUGAGUGCUUUCAACCCCCAUGUAGUUGCAACCCGGCCACUAAAAGAACUUGGGAGCAAGUCAAAGUGAAGCACAAGAACAUCAUUCAGGCUGCAAACAAGAAAAAGGCGGAUAUGCUGAAGACGGGGGGAGGACCCCGAGGUCCUGAGCUAACCCCUGCUGAGGAGCUGGCCCUGGCCAAUAACAGGGGUAGGCCAAUCAUGCAGGGCAUAGCUGGGGGCAGCUCCUCUGGAGAGGUGGUGGCAGGAGAGAAUCCGUAUGUCCAAGUGACCGGAGGUUCGAUCACACUCCUGCAGCCACCUCCCAAUGUGUUGGUCAGGGGAGAGGAGCCCACUGAUGAGGUUGGUCUAGACGAUGAGGACACACUUUCCGCCUUCUCCAGCGAUUUGGCAAAUCCUGCUGGACCACGGCCUGCUCCGCCGGAGGCUGGCCCUUCUCGCUCUUUGGGAACUGGGGAUGGGGAGACUGACACUGAAGAUGUGCGCACGCUAUACAAGCGCUACUUGCGUGCCAAGAUUCACAACCUCAACUUAAGCUCAAUUAAGCUGGAUUUGGAGGUUAAAUUGCUUAAACGGCAGCUGAAUGAUGACCAAUAAAAGGGGAAAAAAUAAAGGCUUUAUUGUACAACA